This is a messenger RNA of Sycon ciliatum, 1320 nucleotides long. Its product is annotated as carboxypeptidase N subunit 2-like. The transcript is spliced from 14 exons. Gene Ontology annotation, molecular function: protein binding. Bases 127 to 1320 code for a protein of 397 amino acids. The record is from RefSeq and is a predicted model, not a curated record. NCBI's taxonomy places the organism in Eukaryota, Metazoa, Porifera, Calcarea, Leucosolenida, Sycettidae.
CUUACUUUGUACCAGAGACAGACCGGUGUCCUUGUAUUUGUCAGGCCAAGCUAGAGAAACAAGGCCAACGCCUGCAGUGUAAACUGAGCCAUGUUUUGACGGUGGCACAUGUAGGUGAGAAGGCCAAUGCGAAAGGAAAACAAUUCGUGCUUGACGCGCUUGAUUAUGGCUCGUUUGGGGUGUGAAGUUUCUUCGCGGUCGCUUCCAACGCUCCAGUCGUUGCUGGUAGCAAUAGUGUAUUCGGUAGUAGUAGUUCUCGGAUGCGUCUCCGUUUGCUGUUCACAACAGUGUCCGACCGGUUGCGACUGUCGCGAGGCAAGCCUCUACUGCAAUGCCAGGCACUUGCGAGACUUCCCAGCGGCGGACAAGCUCCCCGCCGGCCUGACCUUCGCGACAUUUGCUCAGAACAACAUCUCCACACUGGAACAGGCAGUGUUCAUACAACAAGUGGACAUAAUUGAGCUGCACCUGGAACAGAAUCAUCUGACAUCCUUGUCAAGUGGUCAUUUAGUGGGCCUGGCUCGACUGGAAAAGCUGUUCUUACAAGAGAACUUCCUCAGUCACCUAUCAACUGGCACAUUUUCGGUGGUUGGAAGUCGACUGAGCGUCUUGUCCUUGAAGAAGAAUCGCCUGGAGCUCAUCGACCACUCCAUACUCUCAGGAUUGCCAGUACUGGAGGAACUUGAUCUAUCAUGCCAGCAAGCCGGUCCUCUACGCAUCCAGCCAUCAGCAUUCAACGGGCUGACUGGCCUCAAGAAAUUAUUGCUUGGCUCGAACCAAAUAUCUGCUAUUCCGACACCGGAUUUCAUCAUCAGCAACUUGAACAGCAUCCAGGAAUUAGAUCUCUCAGACAAUGCAAUAACGUCGGUUGGUGAUGGUGUUUUUACUGGACUACGCACUCUGCAACGACUCAACCUGAGUGGUAACUCGUUUUCCUCUCUGAAUGAGUUUUCCUUCAGCGGACUGUCUAACCUCAUAGAGCUGAGUGUCUCCGACACUGGCAUAUCUGUGAUUGACAGCAGUGUAUUGGGUCGGUUGCCGGCUUUACAAAAACUGGAAGCAAGUAAUAAUCUUCUCUCAGAUGUGCCCGAGGAUGGCUUGAAGGAAGUCCUCCUUCUCCAGACACUAGACUUGAGCUGGAACAACAUCUCUGCAGUCAACGCUACUGCUCUUCAGCUGAGCGUCAACCUGACCACACUGAACCUGACAGACAAUGUGAUCACGCGAAUCAACAGUCUUGCGUUCGGCAACACCACCAUCCAGACAUUUACCCUGUCCUGUUCAUUGUUUUCAGUUUGCAUCUUUAAUCGACCCGAGUGA